UUGAUAAAAAUAUCACUUCACUCAUCGUCGAUGACACUUAAGAUUUCAUCAUUAUCAUCAAAACUUCAAAAAAAUGUCUAAAAAUAAUAUCGAUGAUGCUAAAUUAGAAGUGAAAAAUUUCCUUAUCAAUGCUAAUCGUCCAUAUAGUUGUCAAGAUGUGGCCAAUAAUUUCCAAAAUAAAUACAAUAAAUCAUUGAUACAAAAAUCAUUAGAUCUGUUAGUCGAACAAAAUGAUGUGACUGAAAAAUUAAAUGGCAAACAAAAAAUAUAUUUUAUUUCACAAACAAACACCGAUUUCAAUGAAGAAUCAAUGAAAAAAGUGCAAGAAAAAAUUGAACAACAUAAUCAAUUGAUUAAUGAUUUAAAACAAUCGAUUAAUGAUAAACAGAUAAAAUUAAAUGAAUUAAAAAGUCAAAAAUCAAUUGAAGAACUUCAAAAUCAUCUUGAUCGAUUACGUAAUGAAAUUGAUGAACUUCGUCAAAAAUCUGAAGAAUUUAAUGAAUCAAAAAAUAUUACGGUUGAAGAAAAUAUUGAUGACAAUUUGGAGAAAAAAUCUCGAUUGACUGUAAAACGUAAAAAAUUGAUUGAUGAAUGGCGAAAACGUAAACGUAUGGCCACCGGUAUCAUUCAAACAAUAAUGGAAAAUUGUCCAAAAAAGAAAAAAGAUUUUUUCGAAGAAGUUGGUAUCGAAACGGAUGAAGAUUAUAACGUUAUUAUUCCUUCCAAUGUUUAAAAUGAUGAUAAAGAUUCUCUAUGUAUGUUUGCA
Molecule: messenger RNA, 766 nt
Organism: Dermatophagoides pteronyssinus (European house dust mite)
Lineage: Eukaryota; Metazoa; Arthropoda; Arachnida; Sarcoptiformes; Pyroglyphidae
Product: homologous-pairing protein 2 homolog
Biological process (GO): meiotic strand invasion involved in reciprocal meiotic recombination; homologous chromosome pairing at meiosis; meiotic joint molecule formation
Cellular component (GO): condensed nuclear chromosome; DNA recombinase auxiliary factor complex
Molecular function (GO): double-stranded DNA binding; recombinase activator activity
Source: RefSeq, a predicted model, not a curated record